ACCGGCUGCCCUGCCUCCAGUCUGCAUGUGAGCACAGGGUAGAGCAGACACACGGCAGCAGGAAGGGAGGCCACCAUCAUAGUGCAACAAAGGGACGCAUGAUUCCUCCAAGGCUUCACAUAAAUAAAAGAUUGAGGGGCGUCUCGUUUGGAAAUCCUUGCAUUUGUCCUCACCUUGAAGAGUAUAAUAGCACAAAACAGUCAUGGAACUGGAGCAUUUUGACGAGCGGGACAAGGCUCAGAGAUACACUCGAAGGGGUUCAAGAGGAAACGGGCUUCCCAGUCCCACUCAUAGUGCUCACUGCAGCCUGUACAGAACCAGGACACUGCAAACACUGAUCUCUGAAAAGAAGGCCAAAAAGAUUCGCUUCUACCGCAAUGGGGACCGCUACUUCAAAGGGAUUGUCUAUGCCAUAUCUUCAGAGAGGUUUGGGUCUCUAGACGCUCUGCUUGCUGACCUCACAAGAUGUCUGUCCGAUAAUGUCAAUCUGCCUCAAGGAGUAAGAACCAUAUAUACCAUAGAUGGGGUCACCAAGAUUGCCUCUAUGGACCAGCUGGUGGAAGGAGAAAGUUAUGUCUGUGCAUCCAUUGAACCCUUCAAAAAGCUGGAUUACACUAAAAAUGUGAAUCCCAACUGGUCACUUGGUGCAAAAACAGCUGCGUCUGUCCGAGAUCCUCCUUUUCUCUGUAGCAACAAAGCCGGAUCUCCAGAAACCAGAGAGAGCAAAGAUUUCAUCAGGCCAAAACUGGUUACAAUUGUUCGCAGUGGAGUCAAACCCCGCAAGGCUGUUCGCAUCUUGCUCAACAAGAAAACUGCUCACUCUUUUGAGCAGGUUAUGACUGACAUAACAGAUGCCAUUAAGCUCGACUCUGGAGUGGUCAAAAGGCUGUACACCGUUGAUGGCAAAAUGGUGACUUGUCUUCAGGACUUUUUUGGGGAAGAUGAUAUAUUCUUUGCCUGUGGCCCUGAAAAGUUCCGCUAUCAAGAUGACUUUAACUUGGAUGAAAAUGAAUGCAGAGUGGCGAAGUCCUCCUCAUAUGGACGAAUAUCCUCAUUGCAAGGUCGCUGUUCCCCUAAAAGUGGAGGCUUUGUCCGCAGAAGCAAGUCCCCCUCAUCACCUGGUUCAGUGAAUGGCAACGCAGGCAGUCAACUGUCAACCCCUCCCUCUGGGAAAUCUCCAAGCCCCUCUCCAACAAGCCCAGCAAGCCUUAGAAGACGGCAGGGAUCACCCCACAGUGGCUCCUCACUCUCAUUGGCUUCCUCCAAAGUCUGCAGCUCCAUGGAUGAAGAUGGACCCGGGGUUGAAGCCGAGACAGCAGAUGAGUUCUCCUCUGUUCCUGCCUCCAUCGCAGAAAGGUACAAAGUGGGGAGAACUUUGGGGGACGGGAACUUUGCGGUGGUCCGGGAGUGUGUGGAGAGAUCCACUGGAAGAGAGUACGCUCUCAAAAUCAUCAGCAAAGAGAAAUGCAAAGGAAAGGAGCACAUGAUACAGAGUGAAGUAGCCAUCCUCCGGCGUGUGAAACAUCCAAAUAUAGUUCUUUUAGUGGAGGAAAUUGACUCCCCCAGUGAGCUCUAUCUUGUGAUGGAACUAGUUAAGGGGGGGGAUCUCUUUUAUGCCAUCACCUCCUCCAAUAAAUACACCGAGCGAGAUGCCAGCUGUAUGCUGUUCAACCUGGCAAAUGCCAUCAAGUAUCUUCACAGUCUGAACAUUGUUCACAGAGACAUCAAACCAGAAAAUCUGUUGGUGUUUGAGCAUCAGGAUGGAAGUAAAUCUUUGAAAUUAGGCGACUUUGGUUUGGCGACCAUCGUCAACGGACCCCUAUAUGCUGUGUGUGGCACUCCUACCUAUGUAGCACCAGAGAUUGUGGCUGAAACUGGAUAUGGCCUCAAAGUAGACGUUUGGGCUGCUGGGAUCAUCACUUACAUACUACUCUGUGGAUUUCCUCCCUUUCGCAGCAGUGAAGAUGAUCAGGAAGCUCUCUUUGAACAGAUUUUAAAAUGCCAGUUUGAUUUCCCCACACCCUACUGGGACAAUGUUUCAGAUGCUGCCAAGACCCUCAUUACGAAGAUGCUGGAGGUUUCAGUGGAUCAAAGAUACACAGCUGCACAAGUGCUCGAUCACCCUUGGGUCAAUGGUGAAGGUGUGGAUGGAGUGUCAGAGAAAGAGCACCAGCUCCUAGUGGCUGGAAAACUUAAGAAGCAUUUUAACUCUGGACCGAAGAGCAGCAGCACUUCAGCGGGAGUUUCCGUGAUCACAACCACAUCACUUGAUAAAGAGAAGCAAAUUUUCAGACGAAGACGCCACCCGGAUGUGAAGCCCACUUUUGGCCUCCCACAGGACAUCGAUGACCCUGUCCUGUCCCCCGCAGACUCUGAAGACUAUUCCUUAAGUUCUGGUGACACUGUCCGCUCACCCACUUCCCCGUUUUAACCACCCUUCUGACAGCCCUGAACCUGGGAGAGCUGCGAUGGCACAAAAAGUAAUCAAACAAGUGGCACAGUCUACUGACUGCAGAAAUUUAGUUUUUUUCACAACUUGGGUAGCAGAGUUUGUAAAUGCAUAUUGAAUGCAGCUUUCUUUAUGUUGAAGCUCUGUUGACUGACUUUUAUCUUACAUUGCUUUCAAUGCUGCCCUUCCUCUCAGCUUUUGUCAGUGUUUUUGUUAUAGCUCCCUCAAAAAAGUAAUUGAGCUAAAAUAAGAAAGGUUGGAUUAUUCCUCAAAUGCUAUGCCCAUAUUUAAAUGUUAGAACUUGUAUUUUGCCAACGUCUGUCUAUUAUUUUCUUCUGAUGGCUUACUUUUCCAAUGAAAAAGCAUUUAAGCCUUUUAAUUAUUUAUUCUUCUAUGAAAACACCCGUUCUUGGGCCUUAUUUAGUACCCUGGCGACCUCUGGUGGUUAAUCUGCGGUACUGCAAGAAAAUGGCAUUGAAUUUGGUGCAGUCUGCUUACAGUUUCAGUCAACUUUCAUGUAUGAUUUUGACUUAUGUAGUUCACGAAUCUUGGGCACUGUGUUUUUACAGACAUAGGCAAUAAAAAAACUAACGCUGCCACAUAACCUUUCAAAAAGAUCCUCUUUCACGAUGGCUUAUCUCCAAAUACCUUGGGACACAAAAAUGUCUGAUGGUUGUAACUAAGGAUUAUUGGAAAUGAAGUACUUCUUGUUACAUGUCUGUGAGAAUGGCUGUGAUGGUGAUUGUAAAAGUAAAUAAUUGUCAGUGUAAUAGUUAGUAAACAUGGCCUUGCCUUGGCACACGUGGACUUCAAGUGCAAUUAGGAGUUUUGUUCAGCGAGCGCAUCAUCAAAAUGCGUCCUGUAAAUCCAUGCAUGACUGAGAAUGUUUCGACAACUAGAAACAGACUGGGGUGACUGGUGAAACAUUUACAUUCUCCCAUUAAAAUGAGAAUUUUAGUGUUAAUUCAUUAGUGCUUCCAACCUUUUUUAUUUAUUUUUAUUUUAUAUCUAAACGAGGGAAGAAAGGCAACCAUUUCUUUUCACCAUGCACUUGUUUAGCUGGCCAGAUACUCACAAAUGACACUGAACUCCCCUUCAGAUACUGUAUGUGACCUGCAUGCUUCACAAAGAACACAGCAUCUGUUGUUUGGAUAUUUUACUGUUGGAUACACACAAAUCCCUGUCGCCAUUGUCUGCUCUGUCAAUAAUAGAUAUCAGUUCUGGUAAACAGGUGUGUUCCUGGAAUGAAAAUGUGUCUUUGCUUUCGCUGCAAUGUAAUUUCCCAUCGUUGUGUUGUAAAAGGGCUUUUUUCUUUUUAAUUAGGAGAGGAAACACAAAGCACAAGGGAAGGAGUUGCUUAUCUAGGGAUUUUUGCUGAAACCGUCCUAGUUUUCCUUACCUGGAAAAUUUGCAGUUUUUAAAUACAUUUUGAAUCGUGUUGAUGCUGGAGUCAAUGACAGAGAAUAAAAAGGUUUCUUUUUUCAUUCAUCCUUUCAAAAAUGUUUGUAACCCUUGUGCUAUCCUAGGCACUUUACCACUGGGAGUUGGGUCAUCUAGACCCACUAGACAGUGCACUGAACCUUUUUUCCUUCAAUGAUUUAUGAUCUUCACUGGUGUCCAUGGAUUACAGGAAAUCUUUCCACCUUUAUCCACCUUUGUCAUGGAAGGGAAAACAUGUCAAUGCAAGGGUGGGGUCAUCUAAGAUAGCACAAGGGUUAAAUAAACGCAAAACAUUCAAGUUCUUAAUUUGUAACAUAUACUCUGCAAAUAAAAAAUAAAAAACUGAGAACCAAA
Messenger RNA from Oryzias latipes (Japanese medaka), 4243 nucleotides. RefSeq names its product doublecortin-like kinase 1b (gene dclk1b). The record is from RefSeq and is a predicted model, not a curated record. Gene Ontology annotation, molecular function: protein kinase activity; ATP binding. Lineage: Eukaryota; Metazoa; Chordata; Actinopteri; Beloniformes; Adrianichthyidae. Gene Ontology annotation, biological process: intracellular signal transduction; protein phosphorylation.